Messenger RNA from Mytilinidion resinicola, 850 nucleotides. RefSeq lists its product as uncharacterized. The record is from RefSeq and is a predicted model, not a curated record. NCBI's taxonomy places the organism in Eukaryota, Fungi, Ascomycota, Dothideomycetes, Mytilinidiales, Mytilinidiaceae. Bases 1 to 750 code for a protein of 249 amino acids. The transcript has a single exon.
AUGGGAUGCACUCUCUUUGAGAUCUUGGGAUGCGGCACACUCUUCGAGCACUGGUUUCCGGAUAUGGACCAGACAGUGACGGAGAUGAUUAGCACCUUGGGACCAAUGCCAAUGCGGUGGUGGGACAAGUGGUCUGCUGAAGCAAAGAGUAGGUCUUUUAACGAGGACGGAUCUUGGAAAGAAGGAGCUUUCGUGAGAUCAUUGACGGAUCGAUUGCAGACCCUAGCUUCGAAGAACCCUAGCAAAGAAAUUGAACCACUCAAUUGCAGCGACGAGGAGUUUGCAAGCUUGGAAGACCUGUUCAAGAAGAUGCUGACUUACAAGCCUGCGGAGAGGGCCACAGUAAGCGAGGUGGUGGCUUCGAAGUGGAUGCAGAAGUGGGCAAUUCCAAGCAUCACCGAACCUUCGUCUCCGGUCAAUCUGGACUUUUUGGCGGAGAGGUAUCGUAAGAAGUUGGCGCGAGUUGCGGAAAACGAGGAACGCAGGGCGGCCAUGCGAGAAAGGCGGGCGGAGAAAGAUGCACUGCGGGCCGAGAAGAAGAAGAUAAGGGUGUGUGAAAGAGAAGAGCUGUCAGAUUCUGAGCUUGCUCAAUUGGAACUCUUCAAGUGGAACCAGAAACUUCAGGAGGAAGCGGAGCUUCGAGAGGUUGAAGGCGGGAGAGCAUCAGGGCCUGACUCGCUCUCCCAGAACCCGGAUCACAACUCCUGUACAAUAAGCAACCCACCAGUUCCGCCUCAAGAGCUUAGAUGAGCUCCGACUUGACAGAAAAAUUCUGCUUAUGGGGGUCUCUAAAGCAUGGGUAUCAUAAUAGGGUCACGAUGGCAUCAGCAGAUGCAUGUACUUUUAGGUC